Octopus sinensis (East Asian common octopus) is the source of this 1556-nucleotide messenger RNA. Its product is annotated as chromo domain-containing protein cec-1. Gene Ontology annotation, biological process: chromatin organization; negative regulation of transcription by RNA polymerase II. Bases 247 to 1071 code for a protein of 274 amino acids. Gene Ontology annotation, cellular component: pericentric heterochromatin. The transcript has 5 exons. The record is from RefSeq and is a predicted model, not a curated record. NCBI's taxonomy places the organism in Eukaryota, Metazoa, Mollusca, Cephalopoda, Octopoda, Octopodidae. Gene Ontology annotation, molecular function: chromatin binding.
UAAACGCGUUGGUAGAAAUUUACUGAAUUGACAAAAAUAUUCCCCCCCACCUUUAGAUUUUCUACUAGCAAAUGUGUGUGUAUAAAUAAAUAUGUAUAUUUAAAUUGGAGAAAUGGGUUUAUAACGCAAUUGUCAGACAAUCUUGAUUACAAACCAGCAGCAGAAAAUUUGAAUUAGGUCAUCGAUGGAAUAUAAAGCUUAUGCCAUUAACUGCUGUGAAUGAUGGGAAAGCACUAUAUUUGAAAAAUGUCCAGCGAGGAGGAUAUAUACGAGAUUGGAGCUGUGCUCAAAGACAGGAAGAAAAGAGGGCAAAUAGAAUACCUUAUUCGAUGGAAAAAUUUUGGUGCAGAAGAAGACUCAUGGGAACCAGCAUCAAAUCUUACAAGUGCAACACCACUUCUGGAAGAGUACAAGAGAAAUAAAUCUACUAGAAGACGUCGCUCAAAAUCACGUUCCCGUUCUCGAUCUCGCACCCGAACAAAGCUUCCUGUAAAGAAAGACAUAGGCACCCCAGAGAAACCGUCUCGAGAAAGCACACCAAUAAUAGCUCCACCUGAAGAAAAAACUGUAACUCCAGCUGAAGAUUUGGAAACCGUACCACCAAGUGAAGAUGUUACAAAAGAAAUUACAGAAGACAGUACAACUCAACUGGAAGAGGUCGUUGACAGCCCAUCAGUUGUCACAGAGCUUUCUAAUGAAGGCGUUGAACAGACUCCUGUUACUUCCUUUACAUCAACCAGGAUAACUACAGAAAAAACAGAAGUAUACACACCGAUAUCAGAAAGUGUAACCACAGUAUUAACUCGAAGGAUCAAAAUGAGAGCAGCAGCAAAGGCUGCUGAAAUAGAGGAAGAAGAGAAAACCAAUGUAAAUGAUGAGGAACAGGAAGAGAAAGCUGUUGAUUCAGUUGAUUCUGUGGAACCUGUUGAGAAAAAGGAAGAAAGCAUUGCUUCUGAGACAGUGACAUGUAUUGGAAAUCACCCUGAAAAGACCUGGCCCAUUGUUGUUUGCAUAGUUGGCUUAAUAAUUGUUGCAAUUAGUUUCUUACUUGGGAAAUUCCUCGUAAAAUAACCUGCCGAAAAUUCAUACUUCUCAUUAUGGCAGACGAUUCUUGUACUUCCACACUCAUCAUCAUCUUCCAUCGUUUAGUGUGAUUGGAUUGAAGUGAUAGUUUUGUUAUUUUCGUGGCACUGAUGUUUUAUGUUCUAGUUAUCUCGGUUUUGAAGAUAAAAGACAUACUGAACUAGCAGUCAUAAUAUAUUCUGUGAAUUUGUGUUAGAAAUUAACAUCUUUUUUUUUUUUUUGUCCUUACAAAUAGUCUUUUACCUCAUCCAUUAACAAAUCGCAAUGUUUUAACAAAAACAAAGAUUUUAUCAUAACAUGGUCAUUUAAAACUAUUUUUGACUGUCGUAAUCUUUACAAUAAUGAAUGUGAAUAUUUUUAAUUUUUCAUUUUUAAAUCUCAUUUUUGUGCGAACUUUUCAAGAUUCUUGUGUUGUGAUGUUCUUGAUUUACAUUAGCCAUACUGAUUUCAAAUAAAAAUCUUCAUAAGUUUUA